Carcharodon carcharias (great white shark) is the source of this 909-nucleotide messenger RNA. It is a transcript of the gene c27h14orf119, whose product is annotated as chromosome 27 C14orf119 homolog. The record is from RefSeq and is a predicted model, not a curated record. The transcript has 3 exons. NCBI's taxonomy places the organism in Eukaryota, Metazoa, Chordata, Chondrichthyes, Lamniformes, Lamnidae. The coding region runs from base 304 to 669 and encodes 121 amino acids.
CCCCUCCACCCGCCCUCGCGACACAAACAAGCGGGAGCGGCCGUUAAAGGCAGCCCGGGGACGGCGGCGGGGCCUCCUCCUCCCCGCAUCCCGUGCCUCCCGCCCCCACCACCUCACCCCCUUCAGCCGCUUGAUCAGCGCGUUCUUGGAGCCGCUCUUGGCCAGGCCCCGCUCCUCCAGGGCCGCCUUCAGCUUGACACCUCAUCCGCCAUCUUCACAUCGCUCACUGGCGGUGACUUGACGGUUCCCGACGCGGGUCGAACCUUCGGCGAUUUCCGGAACCACUCGCCGAUCGGGGGAGGGAUGUGUGAGACAGGUGGUUCUGGCCCCCUCCCUCCGCCGAGCUCCUACGUGACAUCCCAGGAGGUCCGCUGCGUGCUGCACUGGUUCACCGGCUGGAGUCCGGCCCAGCGGGAGGUCUUCCUGGGCCAGCUGGUGAGGAGGGCGGUGCCGGGCAAGGUCUGGACGCUGCUGGAUGCCCUGGGUGGGUUGGGCCUGUCGGAGCGGCCCCCCAGCCUCUUCCAGUGCCAGCUGCGGCUCUGGGACCGCUGGUUCGAGGGCUGGACGGAGAUGGAGCGCAACGUCCUGGUGGCCAGGCUCGAGGACCUGGCGCCCGACUUCACCGCCCGCUUCUACCGCGAGGUGGCGGCCACGGCGGGCACAGACUGACCCCUCGACCCCCUGACCCCCGACCCAUCCAACCUCGAACGCUGACCCCCGACCCGCCCAACAUCGAACACUGACCCCUGUCUCCCCCCCCACCCCCCGACCCCCCCAACCUCCAACGCUGACCCCUGACCACCCCCCCCUCUAUCCAACCUCGAAUGCUGACCCUCGACUCCUGACCCGUUCAACCUAGAAUGCUGACCCCUGACCCCCCCGACCCGCCCAACCUCGAACGCUGACCCC